Molecule: messenger RNA, 797 nt
Organism: Gossypium raimondii (Peruvian cotton)
Lineage: Eukaryota; Viridiplantae; Streptophyta; Magnoliopsida; Malvales; Malvaceae
Product: L10-interacting MYB domain-containing protein-like
Exons: 2
Coding region: 1-654 (217 amino acids)
Source: RefSeq, a predicted model, not a curated record
AUGGUAAAGACACAAAAUUUUGUGGAGGGAGAUAGUACCUUAGCAACAAAAGCUGUUUGGGAUGAUGAGUUGACGUUGAUAUUUUGUGAACUUUGCGUGAAUGAAGUCAAUGCUUGUAAUAGACCGACAACUCAUCUAAACUCAAAAGGAUGGGAAAAUGUCAUUGCUCUUUUUCAAGCAAAAACACAAAAAAAUUAUGGAAAACCUCAAUUGAAAAAUAAGUGGGAUACAUUAAAAAAGGAAUGGAGGUUAUGGAGGGAGUUGCUUAAGGAAUCUACAGGUAUUGGAUGGUGCCUAUCUAAAAAGACGGUCGAUGCUACCGAAGAAUGGUGGGCUGAAAAAAUACAGGAAAAUCCUGAUUUUAAAGGAUUUAAGAAGAAAGGAAUUGAACCACGAUUGAAUGAGUUAAUGUGGCAAAUGUUUGGUGGCAUUGUAGCCACUGGAGAGAACGCAUGGGCACCUUCGUCUGGUGUUCUUCCAAGUGGGGUUCCUAUGGGAGAUGAUGCACCUAAUGAGGGAUUUGGUGAUUCAGAUAAACAUAGUAACGAGAAUGAAGGUAUUCCUCCUGAUGAGGUACCAUCAAACUCUUCUCAUGAAAUUCCUAAUCGAAGAAAGCAAACACUUGGGGCUGUACACGGUAAAGGAAAAAAAUAAAGUUCAAGUAGAAAAUCAUCAAGAAAUACAUUAACUACUCAGAUUGAGAAAUUGUGUGAGAGUAUGGCUAGUCCAAGGAAGUCAGUGAAUGAAAUUAUUUUUCCUCACUCUCAAUAUACUAUUUCAAAUGCAAUGGAUGCUUU